UAUUUCUGUUAGAAACUCCUUCUCCAGCUUCACCAUGGGUCAUUACAGUGAUUCCGGGGCUCCUUUGCCUGGCUUUGCUAGUAACUGCAGGGGUUUUGGGUGCCAUGUUAUUCCAGGCUUCUGAUCAAGUGAGAAGACUGAAUGAAGAAUUAAUCCAGAAACAAGCUAUUCAGAAAAACUUCACCCAAUUGCAGAAAACUCUGAAAAACUGCACACAGCAAAGAGAUGAUCUCCAAGCUCAGAAAACAAAUUUCUCAAAUGUAAUGAAUAAGACAGGAGAUAGAUGCAGUUCUUGCCCUGGGGGCUGGAUACAGCAUGGAGGGAAGUGCUACCACUUUAUCAGUGAAAAGAGAACGUGGCAGGAGAGUAAAGAAGACUGCCGGUCUCAUGGCUCCCGCCUGCUGAAGAUAGAGAACAAGGAAGAACUGGUUUUCAUAAACGGGCUGGUAUGUUUUCACUGGAUUGGACUGUCCCGUAUGGGAGCUGCUACAAGUGUGAUGUGGGAGGAUGGCACAACUCAUUCUACUGGCUUGUUCCAAAUAAAGAAGAAAAUGCCUGGAGAGUCCUGUGUACUUUUAAAUGCGGGAGAAGCCGCCACCUACAAAUGUACUGAACAAUAUCGCUAUAUUUGUGAGAAGAGAGCUGCUUAG
Pelodiscus sinensis (Chinese soft-shelled turtle) is the source of this 650-nucleotide messenger RNA. The record is from RefSeq and is a predicted model, not a curated record. NCBI's taxonomy places the organism in Eukaryota, Metazoa, Chordata, Testudines, Trionychidae.